Molecule: messenger RNA, 1948 nt
Organism: Culicoides brevitarsis
Lineage: Eukaryota; Metazoa; Arthropoda; Insecta; Diptera; Ceratopogonidae
Gene: zyd
Product: sodium/potassium/calcium exchanger 4
Exons: 6
Coding region: 78-1634 (518 amino acids)
Biological process (GO): calcium ion transmembrane transport; intracellular calcium ion homeostasis
Cellular component (GO): plasma membrane
Molecular function (GO): calcium channel activity; calcium, potassium:sodium antiporter activity
Source: RefSeq, a predicted model, not a curated record
CUUUGGUGUCAAUCGGACACGAUAAAAUUUGCGUUAAGUUUAUUUAGUGUAGCCCAAAAAUUAAGAAUUAUUAAGAGAUGGAAGUUGACUGGGAAAAUAUUACUUUAGUUUAUGGUGGAAAUUGCACACAACCCGCAAUCGACGACUUCCCCAAAGAUCUUUUCACAGAGGAGCAGCGACGACAAGGUUUCGUCUUGCUGCAUGUGCUCGGAAGCCUGUAUCUUUUCGUUGCCUUGGCUGUGGUUUGUGAUAAAUAUUUUGUACCUGCAGUGGAAAAAAUUUGUCAUGCACUCAAUAUGUCAAAUGAUGUCGCGGGAGCAACGUUCAUGGCAGCAGCAACUUCUGCGCCAGAGCUUUUUGUGAACGUUAUCGGGACAUUUAUCACUGAAGGUGACAUAGGAUUGGGAACAAUUGUUGGAAGUGCGGUUUUUAAUAUUUUCGGGGUGGCGGGAUGUUGUGGAAUCGGAGCCGGUAUGAUUGUCCCGCUAGAUUGGUGGCCCUUGACAAGAGAUUGUCUUGCGUAUGGCAUGACAGUGUCAAUUUUAAUAUACAUCAUUCAUGAUGAACGCGUCGAAUGGUAUGAAGCAUUGAUUCUUGUCCUGCUGUAUUUUGUCUAUAUUGCCAUCAUGUACUACGAUAAAACGAUACAAAAAUAUGCGAGAGGUGGUGUUCGGCAUGCACAAAAACGUAGAUCACACGACGACACUCUUUGUUGUAGUUUUAAGUCAAAAUCCAAAGCAAAGGAAUUAGAAAUGAUUGAACAAGGUCAACCAUUGAAACAAGACCCAACGAAUCCCCAACACAAUGGCAGUCUGAAGAGCCUGCCACGAAUAGAAGAGCCUACGUCAAGUACGAAAAACGAGCCCGCAUCAUCUUCCGACAUCAAAACGGUUCCCAAACCCGAAAAAGAAGUAACACAAGACGAAUUGGCGGUAAAACAACCGUAUCUCGGUGCAUCGUCUGUCGAUUUGAGUCAUGGCGAAGAUGAAUACAAGCUCCUUACAUUUCCAAAAGGCAAGUGGUGGUUCACACAGCUGUCUUGGGUCUUAACUUGGCCAAUUUACCUUGUUUUCUACUUCACCAUUCCUGAUUGCGAAAAACCAAAAUUGAAAAAAUGGUUUGCAUUAACGUUCAUUAUGUGCAUCAUUUGGAUCGGAUCGUUGUCUUAUCUGGUAGCGUGGUUUAUAACUGUCGUUGGUGACACUUUGAGAAUUCCUGAUUCAGUAAUGGGUAUAACGUUCCUGGCUGCGGGCACAAGCGUGCCUGAAGCUGUUUCGAGUGUCAUUGUUGCAAAGCAAGGUCACGGCUCCAUGGGAAUUAGUAACUCGAUCGGAUCAAACACCUUUGAUAUUUUGCUAUGCCUUGGUUUGCCAUGGCUAAUCAAAUCUGCCUUUGUUCCGAUUAAACAAGGACAACAUUGGGUGGGAAUUAACUCUUAUGGCCUCCAAUACUCGGCGAUUUCGUUACUUGGAACACUCCUUCUUUUGUACGUCGCCUUCUACUUGAACAAAUUUCGACUGGAUCGUCGAGUUGGAAAUGCUUGUUUGAUAAUGUACGCCAUUUUCCUGAUUUCCGCAAGUUUGAUCGAAAUGAAUGUCUUCUUUACCGUCAAUUUACCGACAUGCGGACGAUGAUCAAUGUAGACAAAAAGAUAUUAGAGAAAAGUAUUAUGUAAGUCAGUAUUUGAGCCAAAGUAAGGAUAGAAAACCAAAAGCCUUUUUUCUGUAAAUAAAAUCCAAAAAUAUCAAAUGAGGUUCCAUGCCAUAAAAGAUCGCAAUUCGUCAGAAACUAGAAAAAGUUUAGUUAUUAUUUAUUUAUUUUUUAAGAAUUUUUUGUUUGAUACCCACAAUUGUUAUUCUAAAUAUUAAAAUUAAGUUAAGAAUCCUCUCUGAUUCCUUUCCUACUAGAAUUAGAUUUAUUGACGUGUUUUUUUUUGUGAGUUGUUAGC